Haemorhous mexicanus (house finch) is the source of this 7557-nucleotide messenger RNA. RefSeq names its product zinc finger protein 536 (gene ZNF536). Gene Ontology annotation, cellular component: nucleus. The record is from RefSeq and is a predicted model, not a curated record. Gene Ontology annotation, molecular function: DNA-binding transcription factor activity, RNA polymerase II-specific; RNA polymerase II cis-regulatory region sequence-specific DNA binding. Bases 422 to 4561 code for a protein of 1379 amino acids. The transcript has 8 exons. Gene Ontology annotation, biological process: regulation of DNA-templated transcription. NCBI's taxonomy places the organism in Eukaryota, Metazoa, Chordata, Aves, Passeriformes, Fringillidae.
UGACAUAUUAAAUUUCUCACAGGUUUUAUUUUUCCAGUUGUGACCUUCAGUACCUGUCCUGUGUCUUUUAAGAAUUUCUUCAUCCAGGGAACAGAUUCAUUGGCUUAGGAAUAACUGCAAAGGGUCUACAAGAGAAUUGGUCACCCAUUGAUUCAAGAAUUAGAUCUCACCACACUCCAGCCAGAUGGAGAAACCAAGGCAAAGAGGUUAAAGGAUCUCUCAGAGCCCCAAAGUGUGUUGAUGCCUGUCCCCUCUCCCUAGACAUGUGCCCAGACUACUAGACUUCUCUGCUCUGGCUGCAGGGAAGUGGGACGCCCCUUUGGCAAUCUGUCAGUGCCAACCUGAGCCGCAUCCUUUCGCUGGGUAUUUUCUAAGCUGGCUGACAGUCCUUAAAACAAGUAUGCAGUUAAGCUGCUAAGAGAUGGAGGAAGCUAGUUUGUGCCUUGGUGUUUCUUCAGCUGUGCCAGAAGCUGACGCCCAUCUCAACAGCACCAUACUCAAUGGGCAAUAUUCAAUGAGUCAGAAGCUGCACCAGAUCACUUCCCAGCUCAGCCAUGCCUUCCCAGAGCUCCAGAACAGGCAGAAUCCCGAGGAGAAGGCGUCAGUGCCACUAGAAGACAAAAGUCACAUGUCCAUAGCAAACCAGCCCAUCAGCAGCCAGAUGGCCCUGCUGGCAAACCAGCUCAACAGAGAGGUCGACACCAGCUUGAACGGGCGUGUGGAUCUGCAGCAGUUCCUCAAUGGACAGAACCUGGGGAUUAUGUCUCAGAUGAGCGACAUCGAGGAUGACGCCAGGAAGAACAGGAAGUACCCCUGUCCCCUGUGCGGGAAACGCUUCCGCUUCAACAGCAUCCUGUCGCUGCACAUGCGCACCCACACCGGGGAGAAACCCUUCAAGUGUCCCUACUGUGACCACAGGGCAGCUCAGAAAGGCAACCUGAAGAUACACCUGCGUACUCACAAGCUUGGAAACCUUGGCAAAGGGCGUGGAAGGGUCCGAGAAGAAAACAGACUUUUGCAUGAGCUGGAGGAGAGAGCAAUUCUUCGGGACAAGCAGAUGAAGAGCAGCCUCCUGCAGCCACGGCCCGAUGUGAAAGCACAGCAGCACACCCAGCCCAUGCCGCUCGCAAACUGUAACUUGUCUGUGCCACCUAAUCACAACACACCUGAUAUUUCAAACCCUGUUCCCUCUCCAAAGCCAGCCAGUGUCCAGGAAGAGGUUGUCGCUCAGACAGCCGGGUUCAGAUGCACGUUUUGCAAAGGCAAGUUUAAGAAGCGAGAAGAGCUGGACAGGCACAUAAGGAUCCUACACAAGCCUUACAAGUGCACUCUGUGUGACUUUGCUGCCUCGCAGGAGGAGGAGCUGAUCAGCCACGUGGAGAAGGCUCACAUAACUGCAGAGUCAGCACAGGGCCAGGGCUCCAACGGGAACGGGGAGCAAUCCACCAAUGAGUUUCGUUGCGAGGUGUGCGGCCAAGUGUUUAGCCAAGCCUGGUUCCUGAAAGGCCACAUGAGAAAGCACAAGGAUUCCUUUGAACACUGCUGUCAGAUCUGCGGGAGGCGAUUCAAAGAGCCUUGGUUUCUUAAAAACCACAUGAAAGUUCACCUGAAUAAGUUAUCUGUAAAGAACAAAUCUCCUAAUGAUCCUGAAGUACCUGUCUCCAUCAGCAGCAUGUCCCAGGAAGCUCAUGCAAACUUGUAUUCAAGAUAUCUGUCAUGUUUGCAGAGUGGCUUUCUUCCCCCCGACAAGGCGAGACUGAGUGAACAAAAUCAGAUCUACAACAAAGGAGAUAUGCCCAUGAAAGAGAAGGAAGUCUUGGGGAAGCUCCUUUCGCCCAUUUCUGGCAUUGGCCACAGUAUUGCCGAAGGGGAUAAACAUUCUUUAUUGGGCUGUCUCAAUCUGGUGCCUCCUCUGAAAUCCAGCUGUAUAGAAAGGUUACAAGCUGCCGCCAAAGCAGCAGAGAUGGAUCCAGUAAACAGCUAUCAGGCCUGGCAGCUUAUGGCAAGGGGAAUGGCCAUGGAACAUGGCUUUUUGUCUAAAGAGCAGCAGAUACAGCGCAGCCACGAAGACACUUUGGCAAAUGCUGGAGUUAUGUUUGAUAAGGAGAAGCGGGAGUAUGUGUUAGUAGGAGCAGAUGGCUCUAAGCAGAAAAUGCCUGCUGAUUUGGUUCACAGCACUAAAAUGGGCAAUCAGAGAGACUUGCCAAGCAAACUAGACCCUUUAGAAGGCAGUAGAGAUUUUUUGUCACAUGGUAUGAACCAGGGACUCGAUUACAACUUACAAAGUCAUGGAAACAUGAAAGAAAAGCCAACUGAAUGCCCGGACUGCGGAAGGGUUUUUAGAACAUACCACCAAGUGGUCGUUCACUCCAGGGUCCACAAAAGAGACAGGAAAGGAGAAGAUGAAAUAAUUCAAGGUAGUCUCGAUGAGCGGCGUGGGUCUGGAAGUGAUCAAGAGUCUCAGUCUGUCAGCAGGUCGACAACACCAGGGUCCUCUAACAUUACUGAAGAAAGUGGAGUAGGUGGGGGUCUCUCGCAGACAGGGAGUGCUCAGGAGGACAGCCCUCACCCUUCCUCACCCUCCUCUUCAGACAUUGGAGAAGAAGCUGGGAGAUCUGUAGGAGUCCAGCAGCCAGCUUUACUGAGAGACAGGAGCCUUGGUUCUGCCAUGAAAGACUGCCCAUAUUGUGGAAAAACUUUCAGAACAUCCCACCACUUAAAGGUCCACUUGAGAAUACACACAGGUGAGAAGCCCUACAAGUGUCCACAUUGUGACUAUGCUGGCACUCAGUCUGCAUCCCUCAAAUACCACCUGGAGCGGCACCAUCGGGAGCGACAGAACGGAGCAGGACCCCUCUCUGGGCAGAGUGCGAGUCAGGAGCACAAGGAUGAGACACCCAGUAAAAGCUCUGUGUUUAUCAGGCCAGACAUACUGAGAGGAGCCUUCAAGGGACUUCCUGGUAUCGACUUCCGAAGCGGCAUGGUCUCGCAGCAGUGGACGUCAGGAAUGCUGUCUUCUGGAGAUCAGCAAGGACAAGCAGUUGGCAUGUCAUCUGAAGGAUCUUCAGAAAAUAUGAAGGGUUCAGACAUAUCUUCCAAAGGAACACACUUCUCUGAACUUGGCCGUGCUUACCAGAACAUGGUCGGGAACGGUGUGAACUUUCAAGGGUCUUUGCAAGCUUUCAUGGACAGCUUUGUCCUAAGUUCUUUGAAGAAAGAAAAAGAAAUGAAGGAUAAAGCUCUCUCAGAUCCACUUUCAGCAAAAGCUCUGGGCUCAGACGGUGGUGAGGAGAAGAUAAAUAGCAAGUCCUCCCAGCGGAAAACAGAAAAGUCGCAAUACGAACCUCUGGACUUGUCGGUAAGGCCCGAUGCAGCCUCCCUGCCAGGUUCCUCUGUCACUGUACAGGACAACAUUGCCUGGCACGGCUGCUUAUUUUGUUCCUUUACAACUUCAUCCAUGGAGCUAAUGGCUCUGCACCUCCAAGCCAAUCACUUGGGCAAGGCUAAACGUAAAGACAACAUCAUAAGCAACAGCAAGGAGCAGUCUAGAGAGGUUUCAGCCUCGGUGAACAAAGUGAGCUUGCUCCCCUCCUCUGUGCAGUCCAGCAAGGAGGCAGGAGUUUCAAACAUGCUGAGCCAGCUGGACACAGCUUCUGAGAAAAUGACCCAAGGACAAAAUAAAGAGACCCUGGGAGAGCAAAAGAGCGCUGCCUGGCCCAGCCACAUGGAAUCCACUUUUUGUAAUUUUACAACAGACUUCUAUAAGCAGUUCGGUGUUUAUCCUGGUGUUAUUGGCACGGGAACACAAAAUUCUUGCACCAGUAAUGAAUCCGAAAUAAAAACACAAUCCGAAGAUGACCCAAAUAUUCUGCUCUCUGACUCUGUAAAUAAAAGUGCUAUUGAUGACCUUUCUGACAUAGCUUCAUCUGAGGAUAUGGAAUCUUCCAAGGAGGAAAACAUUGAAGAUGAGGACAUUGACACAGAACCAGAUAUUAUGAAUAAGCAGUUGUCUGCCCUAAAUAAAGAAAGCAGUGAAGGAGGCGACAAUAUACAAAGUGCAGUCACCUCACCACCCACACAAGGGCUCGUAUCACCACUGCCACAAGCUUCAGAAAAGCAGUGGCACAGUCAGAAUCUUCUCUCCUCACACGAAACUGCACAAGAAGUGAUGAAACCCGAACAAGUUCAGGGUCCGCAGGUCCUGGAGAAGCAGAUGAAGAUGUUGUCAGUCCUAAGAGCUUACAGCUCUGAUGGCUUAGCAGCCUUUAAUGGACUUGCAAGUAGCACAGCAACUAGUGGAUGUAUCAAGAGACCUGACUUGUGUGGUCACCGGCCUUUCCAGUGCAGAUACUGCCCCUACAGUGCCUCUCAGAAGGGAAACCUGAAGACCCACGUGCUCUGUGUGCAUCGCAUGCCUUUCGACAACAGCCAGUACCCCGACCGCAGGUUCAAGCGCUCCAGAGUCGACUCGGAAGCUGCUGGGAGUUUGGAGGAGCCGGCGGCUGCCAAGGCAGGGAGCUCGGCAGAGCUGCCCGACGAGGGCACCAAGGCCCAGGAGUGAUGCCCAGCGGGUCCAGCCCUGCUCUGCUGUAGCCUUUUACCCCGGCUUGGGACUCGUGGUUGGUGAGGGCUGGCUUAAUAAACCCCUUCCAGGGAAAGGGAUGGCGUGCCAGUUCCCAGAAGGGUCCAGAAUGCUGAAAACAUUCAAAUAUAUGUAUAUGUACAUGUACCCACACAUGUACAUAUAUAUAUGUGUAUUAACAGACACAGAGAUAUCCAGUCAUACCCAAACUGAAUAUAUAUCUACACACACAUGCACACACAAAAUACACACAUUCCAUACAUAUGUGUGUGUGUGUAAAUAUAUAUAUUACACAUGCAAAAUAAAUUUCCAGCCCUUGAAAAUGGCUGCUAAACAGUUACCUGGCAACUAGUACUUCCAAACAAUGUAGGUGCGAUAAUAAAGUGAUUUAAAAAUGUUAGGAGGUCGUUAGUUAUUCAAAAAAGCAGGGCAAUUUUAAACUUAAAAGUGGUCUUUGUCCAAAAAUAAUGCUCUUAACAGAAAAAUGAUACCCUCUAAACGAUAUAGUGUUGCCUUGAAGAUUGAGGGGCUGUGUUUUCAUUGUUGAAAACACCUUUAUAAUAUGACACCAGCUGCUGUCAUUUGCCUAGCAUAGUAAUGAGAUGCCUUGGUAGACUGCCAUGGUGCCAGUCUGACUGGAGCUGUCAUUGCAGAGAAAAUCAAUUCAAGUGGUGUUGCAACUGCAGUGUAGGAGAAACCUUAGACGGCCCAUAAGCUGGGGUCAGUACUGACCUAUUUUGAAAAGUAUUGUGAUAUUACAUUUUCUUUUUUUUUUUUUUUUGUUAAUAUACAGCCAAAUGAAUCAAUGGUCAGAAAAUAAAAAUCUGCAGCCCAAUGUGUGAUUGCAGAUUUGAAAUGUAAUUCCAUUUUUUGUAAUCAUCUUGCAGUAUUGAGGGAAAUGCUUUUAUUCCUUUUUUUUCCUUGUUGAAGAAGUUGCUAUAAAUGUAGAAGUACAAUAUAUAGAAAUAUUGUUUAGUAAAACUAGUCAGCCUUAUCUAUAGAAGGAACUGGUGAGAAACAGAAUUUUAUUAUAUAGGAGGUUGAUAAUUUUUUUCUUCUGGUCUUUACUUGUCUUAUUGAGUUUUUUUCAAACUUCCUUUCGAUUCCUUUUUUUUUUUCCUUACACUUGAAUGAAGGAUUCCCUGGUCAUGGUUAUUUUUCAUGUAUUAGUUUUUGUAAGUGUUACAGACACAGUGCAGAAGUUUCUUCUGGAGCAAGCCCUUAUAAAGUAGCUUGACCUAAAAUAUGAAUCCAAGCUUUCUGCUCUUUGUCUCUAAUGAAAAAGAAAGUGUUUUAGAUGAUAUUUCUUUGGUUUUGUAAAACAAAUGUGUUCUAUAUUUUUGCAGACUUUAGCUUUUUUACUGAUUGGAUGCUCCAAAUUUGGUAAGGUCUUUGCCACAUAGGAAGCUUUUGAGAGACUAUAACAAACCACAUAAAAAGUAAGAAAAAUAACUAAAGGUUUAUUCUGAAAUUCUCUGAAUGGCAUAAAAUUUUAUCCUUCUAAUGUACUUCCUUUGAUAGAAGCAAAAUUGGUGCUGUUUAUCAUGAUAGUAGAGAAGUAUUAACUUCUUCUAAAGCAAAAUCAUCCAGACUUAAGAAAAAAAAAAAGAAAAAAGUAAAAAAAAAAAAAGUCAAUAUUUCUUUGCAGGCUGGGAGCACAGAGUAAAACCCCAGGGCCUUAAAACUUCAGCUCUGCCUAAAGCAGUUUACAAAAAAUACUAAACUGCAAUCAAUGUAAAUAAAAUUCUUAGCGCUACCCUGAGACUGGAAAAAAAAAUCUCAGGCUAAUAAGGAAUACGGUUUGCAUAUGCUGUCGGAAAGGAUGUCAUCCAACUGAAGUUUCAGUUUAAAUGAGGUCACUGUGUAACUUGGACCCAUCUGGCACAGAGCAAGCUGCUUUUCUUGUUUUUCUAGUAUAGUUCUCACUGCCUUACUUAAAUCGAGUUGAUAAACUUAAUGCAACUGUUUCUAUGAUCCUAGAUAAAGGAUUGAAAUGUUAUUGAACCUUUCUGACUGUAGUAAGCUUUAGGAUUUUAACUGCACUACUGUGUUUGGUGACUGUGUCAGUCGCUUGCUUUGUGUGUUUGCGCCGCCUUCGGUAUCUUAGCAAAAAAAAAAAAAAAGAAAAAAAAAGAAAAAAAAAAGAGAGAGAAAAAAAAAACAAAACCACCCCCCACAUUCCAUUUCUUGCACUUUUUGAGCUCUUUCAGUAUUCUUUUGUGUCUUCUGAGCAUUUUCAGAUACGACAGGCAAUAAUUCUGUUUGUGACACUGGAAACAUCUCCCGCUCCUUGUGAUGUGUGUGUUGAUUCCAUUUGGUCGGGUGCUACUGUCCCUAUCCUCCCCUCUGACAUAGCCCUUUUUUCCAGAACAUUUGUAACUUGUAAUACAAACAAGUGACAGCAGCAGUGAUGCAUUGUCAGUUUCUGAAUAUCAUCAUGCUUCUCAUAUCUAAACAUGUCAAGUUUUUUCUCUGUAACUUCUGUAGUCUGUGAUACUGGUCAUAAUACUGUCUACAUUCCUACACAAAGAAAAAUUUCUAUCUUGGAGGAAAUCUGAGAUCAAUAGAGUAGAGGAUUUUGUUGCUAUGCUUGUAACAAUUAGAAAACUUUGUAUUUAAAGUUUAUUCUUGGUCAUUAUUUAUUAUUAUAAUACAUCAGUUGACAGAACUUUAUUCUGGUAUAGAAGUAUUAAAAGUUGUUUUUUCAGCAAUGACUGUUUUCUUUCUGCUGUUAGAAUAAAAAUGUCUUUGAAGCAGUACAGUUUUAUCCAGUGUUUUACGCAAUAAAACCUCUACCUCUGAAAAAAAGUUUUCCUACUUGCUUAUGUUUAUUAGGAACAGUUAAAACGUUAUUUUCUUCAGCUUUGUCAGAUUUAAAAAGAAAAAAAAAUAAUGCCAGUAAAUUCACAGUUGUUAGGCAGUUACUGGAGUGUAUUAUGCUGGGUGUGUGUGCUCAGUCCACUUAUUAAUCUGAA